UUUAUCUCAAGUCGUGUUCAGUCGGUCCAGCGAAGUUUAAUUUGUGGAGACCAGGUCAAAGGAACGCAGCUGUUACAUACCUACCUUAUCAACCGGACCGGACAGGAGGCCGAGCCCAGAAUUCGUCACGGGUACCUCGGCAUCUCUCCAGCUAGGUAUCUCUACUAGGGUAGGACCUGUUUGGCCUAACACCAACGGGAGUGCCUACGACAUUCCAUGUCACCAACUUCACGCUCAAACAUCUGGAUGUUGGAUUUGGUUCCUGGUGUUGAAAUCAAGCUCUGACGAGCGACAGCCAAUCGGAUCACCACCGUCCCAGACAGACAGCCAGAAACCAAAGCCCCGAGCGCGGAACUGAAGCUGAAGCGCUGCAGGCCAGGUGUCCCGCGCAGUGAGCCCAGUGUUUCAGGACACACGAUUGGCUAGACCUCGGCCCUACGGCGGCAGUGGUAUGGUACACAGCGCACCAUGUCCGCCGACUUCUGGGCCGGAUACGUCUCCGGCGCCAUAGGCAUCGUCAUCGGCAACCCGCUUGACAUUCUCAAGGUCCGCCUCCAAGCCGGCGGCUCUUCCUCGUCGUCUUCCCCCUCUUCUUCCCUACCCACCCCAAUCCCAAACUCAACCCCGUCACCACCACCCACCUCAGGCACACCAACAACAACCUCGUGGAUCCGGCCCUUCCUCAGGGGCACUGCUGCCCCGGUCCUCGGCUACGGCGCCCUCAACGCGCUCUUAUUCGUCUCCUACAACAGAACCGAAUCAGCCAUCAACCACUUUGUUUUCGGAAUCGACCCCUCUCUGCCUUUACAAACGGGGGUCAACCUCUGGAGUACCUGGAUCGCGGGCGCCGUAGGCGGGUUGGCUACGUGGGUGGUGAGCACGCCUACCGAGUUGAUCAAGUGUCGGGUUCAACUUGCAGAGGAGCAGCAGGGGCAAAGAUCGAGGGGGACCCAAGGUAGUAGUAGUAGGGGGGGAAUAGGAAUAGUAGGAACUGAGAAAGGGUCAUCGUCAUGGCAAGUAACCAAACACGUCCUUCGCACCCAAGGAAUCAAAGGCCUUUACUUUGGCGGGGCGGUGACGGCGCUGAGGGAUAGUAUCGGGUACGGUUUCUAUUUUUGGAGUUAUGAGUUGAGUUCGAGAUGGAUGGUGGCUGCUGCUUCUUCUUCUUCUUCUUCUUCUUCUUCUUCUUCUUCUUCUUCUUCUUCUUCUUCUUCUUCUUCUUCCUCUUCCUCUUCUUCUCAGGCCGGAGGUAUCUUGACCUCCGAAGCAGCCCGCGUCCUUCUCUGCGGUGGACUGGCGGGAAUCAUCACUUGGGCGAGCAUUUUCCCCCUGGACGUGAUCAAGACACGGGUUCAGACCCAGGGGAUCCUUCCACUUCCAGCUUCGGGUUCGGGUGUUAUCGAAACCCAAGGGGAGCAAACUGCACUCUUGGACAGAACGGCGAGCCGGCGGAAGCAAAGGCCAUUGGGAGCUUGGGAAAUCGCCAAGCUGACCUACAGAGAGGGCGGGGUCAAGCCGUUCUUUAGGGGGUUGGCGGUCUGUAGUGUCAGGGCUUUCAUCGUCAAUGCUGUGCAGUGGGCAAUGUAUGAGUGGAUCAUGACGGAACUUGGGCAGGGCAGGAGGGCGAAGGCAUCGGGCACCGGUGGUGUCGAACCGGGAACUUUGGGAAGCGGCGAGCUUGCUGGGAUGGGUGCUGCUUGAGGUGCAGUGGACUGCAAUUCUUUGCUAGCAACGACGUACAAUACACGCUGCCUUCAUUUAGCGGAAAGAGAUCAGGGUCAAUGCUGUGUAAUGACCAACUGGAUAUUCUUUUUCUUCUUUUCUUUUGAUGGAAAUACACCUAAGGCCAUCACGUCAACAAUGGCCCCAUCACCUCUGUUAGUGGCCGUCAUAAAUCAGAUGGAAAGGGAAUGUCGAUUCCCCUUCAGCCAAGCAGCCGUAACGUUCCUACCAAGCAUGUACAGUCAAACAGUAGGACAUCAGGCAAAAUAUCUGACGGGAUCAAAGAUUGUACAGAACUGAAAAGAACUCGAUUCUCCAG
Molecule: messenger RNA, 2041 nt
Organism: Neurospora hispaniola
Lineage: Eukaryota; Fungi; Ascomycota; Sordariomycetes; Sordariales; Sordariaceae
Product: mitochondrial carrier domain-containing protein
Exons: 1
Coding region: 469-1701 (410 amino acids)
Biological process (GO): transport
Molecular function (GO): transmembrane transporter activity
Source: RefSeq, a predicted model, not a curated record